AUGGAUAGUGAUGACCAACUUGAUGACGAUGAGGUCCUUGAUGAUAUUGGAGAUGAACAGGAGCCUCCAAACGAAGGUAAUCAUGAAAGCAGUCCAACUAUGGCAGUCCAUCAACCUUCAUCACUAAGCUUUUCACAAAACACGUGGGAUAAUAUGAUUGAUCCAACCCCACCAUUUGAAAAGCCCACUCAGAGUAUUUGGGGCCCUACCCAAGAGUUUUAUAUGGGCUUGCUUUUUGCCGAUAAGGCUGAACUACGAGCUGCUGUUAAACGCAAUCACAUCAAGAAGAACCAAACAUUUUGUGCUACAUAUGGGUUGUUUGAGGUUAGGAAAUACAAUGGUCCACACACAUGUACAGAGUCCACCCUCACACAAGAUCACGAGCAAUUAGAGACCCAUGUUAUUGAAAAAGAGUUGAAGGAUGUUGUCAAAAAUGAUCCAACCAUAAAGAUUGCUUCACUUCAACAGACUCUUUACAGUAAAUACCAAUACAGGCCUUCUUAUUUUAAGGUGUGGGAGGCAAAAGAGAAAGCAAUUGGUACAGCGUUUGGUGAUUGGGACAAAUCUUACCAAUUAUUGUCAAAAUGGUUGAAAGCUUUGACUGAUUCAAACCCGGGCAGCAGGGUUAUUUGGAGAACAAUACCUGCUACUAUGCCAGGCUGCGCGAUAUUCGAGAGAGUGUUCUGGGCUUUUGGUCCAUCAAUUGAUGGUUUCAACAUUAUUAAUGUCACUAAUCAGAAAGGGUUAUGUCUCAUAUCUGAUCGUCAUCCUGGUAUAAUGGCAGCGAUACGGUCUAUAUGUCAAUCGACAUGUUGGUAUCAUCGUUUUUGCCUUUGCCAUGUGGUUAGCAAUUUCAAUCAACAAAUUGGGAAUAAAAACUUGAAGGCUAUGGUAAUGUGGGCAGGCAUGGAGAAUCAGUUACGAAAGUAUCAAAUCAUCAAGAAUAGAAUUACUCAAUUAAGUGCAGAUGGUGAGAAGUAUUUAAGGGAAAUGCCGGUGGAAAAUUGGACGUUAGCAUACGAUGGUGGACAUCGUUAUGGGGCAAUGACCACAAACUUGUCUGAAAGCUUCAACGGAAUUCUAAAGAGUGCUAGAAAUCUGCCCAUAACUGCAUUAGUUGAACUUACAUACUAUCGUUGUGUUGCCUACUUUGCCGAUCGGUAUACUAAGGCAUGUGCAGAGGUUACUGCCGGUGAACGCAUUACGGCCUACGCAAAGAAUAAAUUCAAUAAAUGGGAAAAAAAGUCACCAAAGCAUUCAGUUACUGUGUUCAGUCAUGAAGAUGGUCUGUUUGAAGUCAGAACACCAAUAAACGCUAACUCUGCAUAUAGGGGUAAUCAUCGUCAUGAGGUUUAUAAGAUUCCGUGCUCAAAUGUCAUUGUCGUGUGUAAAUAUCAAGGCAUCUCUGCAAUGCGAUAUAUCGACCGCUGCUACCAUUUGGAAGAACAAGUUGCUUGUUUUGCACCUAGACUUCGCAUGGUUCCAGACAGUGUACAUUGGAAUGAGCCUAAUUUCCCGGUCUUGUAUCCUAAUGUCAAGUUGCGCCGUGAAAAAGGCUGA
Quercus robur (English oak) is the source of this 1560-nucleotide messenger RNA. RefSeq lists its product as uncharacterized. Lineage: Eukaryota; Viridiplantae; Streptophyta; Magnoliopsida; Fagales; Fagaceae. The record is from RefSeq and is a predicted model, not a curated record. The coding region runs from base 1 to 1560 and encodes 519 amino acids. The transcript has 4 exons.